Lipotes vexillifer (Yangtze River dolphin) is the source of this 1200-nucleotide messenger RNA. RefSeq names its product PHD finger protein 11 (gene PHF11). Gene Ontology annotation, cellular component: nucleus. The record is from RefSeq and is a predicted model, not a curated record. Bases 1 to 1200 code for a protein of 399 amino acids. The transcript is spliced from 12 exons. NCBI's taxonomy places the organism in Eukaryota, Metazoa, Chordata, Mammalia, Artiodactyla, Lipotidae.
AUGGAGCCGGCGGGACGUCCUGAGCCCGAGUCGAGCUGCGGCGCCAGCUGGUCCGAGGCCCGGGCUGGACGGGACGUGGUCCCCCACCCAACCGGUGUCUUUCAGGUUGCAGAAAGGUUGCAAAAAAGGAUAUGCGCACUUUGCCCCAAAGACCUCGAGUGUAGUGUCCUGUACUUUGCACAGUCAGAGAAUAUAGCUGCUCAUGAAAACUGUUUGCUGUAUUCCUCAGCGCUUGUGGAAUGUGAGGAUCAUGAUCCGUUCAAUAAUGAUAGAAAUUUUGAUGUGGAAUCAGUAAAGAAAGAAGUCAGGAGAGGAAGGAAGUUGAAAUGCACAUUUUGUGGGAAAGCAGGAGCCACCGUGGGAUGUGAUUUAAAAUCCUGUCUCAAGAAUUACCACUUUUUCUGUGCCAAGAGUGAUAACGCAGUUCUACAAGUUGGUGGACCUAAAGGAACUUACAGAGUAUGGUGCCAACAACAUGCUGACCUUCAAAAUGACCUACUCUCAGUGAAGCCUUUGUCUGGUGUCUCCCAUUCUCACUAUAGUCAGCGGACUGAACCAAAACAUGGAGUGAAAAGUAAAAGGGGGAGGAAAAAACAUCUCUCAACAGGCAAUCCUGUACAGGACCCGAAAGUCGAACAGCACACGAAGACUGCAGCAGCUGUUAAGAAUGCAACCCAGUGCUCCCAUGCCAUCUAUGACAAGAAAAAAAGAGCUACUACCCAGACAUCAAGGGAUUGUUUUGUCAAGAGGGUAGAUAGAACUGAAUCCAGCAAGGAACCAGAACCUGUGCCAUCCACGUCAGGCCCACCGGAAAGAAUGGCAUUGGAUAGGAAGGAAAAGGAUGGCAGACACACAGAUGCAAUUGUGAAAGUUGCUUUUCUUAAGAAAUGUAAAGAAGCGGGUCUUAUUAAUGCUUUAUUUGAAGAAAUAUUAGACAAACUUCAUUUGAUGCAAGAAAGACUCACGGAUGAGACCACUUCAGAAUCAGACUAUGAAGAAAUUGGGACUGCACUUUUUGACUGCAGAUUGUUUGAAGACGCAUUUGUAAAUUUUCAAGCAGCAGUAGAGAAUAAAAUUCAUCAAUUUGAACAAAGGCAGCAGCAGCUGAAGGACGAGAUUGAGCUACUUCAGGACUUGAAACAAACCUUGUGCUCUGAGCUUCAGCCAAGUUCUACUUCAGAUUCUUCUCUGUCUUCUUAA